CCAGUGAAGCCGUCAUGUUUCCGUCUCCUGCUUCCCAUGUCCUGAGUGGAAACAAAAACACGCCGAAAGAAGAAGCCUAAAGAAAACAGCACAAUAUGCACACAAUGACUGGCCAACUGGGAGAAGAUGGGACGUCCCACCAUGCUUUUGUCCCCCGCCAGAGGAAAACUUCAAUCGCCGUGUUGCUCCGCCCUCAUUGGCCAGUUUAUUAGAUCCCUGAAGCCUGAAGGCAGGGAUCCCCUCUCCGAUUGGUCCUCGGAGCCGUCGGCCUAUCGGAUUUUGUCAGGCAGCGUCUCCUGUGCAGCAGAUUCCAACAGGACAAUCGAGGAUCAGCGGGUCUUCAUUCUGAGAGCUGGUGUUCAUCAUGGAGGUGCCCAGGAUGCCUCAACCUGUCCCCUUCCCCCGGACUAUUCAUAACAUCGUCUCCUCAACGCGGUCUCCCUUGGGAGCAGUCGACAACAUCACCGCCAGCGACACCCAGGGAGGAAAUCUCCAGGAGGAGAAGGACGAAAGCGCGGAGGACGAUCCACUUGGAGAGGACGGGGAGGUCACGGACGAGGCUGACCGCUCUGAUGUGGACCUGUCCUCCCGAGAGAGUUUUUUAGAGGAGCGUUCCAUGUCCGAGGAGGGGGUGUCAGCGGAAGAGGCUGAAAGGAAGGCGGAGGAAGCAGAAGCGGCCAGAGAGAGGGCGGCCCAGAGGCAGCUGAUGGCCAUCCAGGAGUUGGUGCACUCUGAGAGGAACUACCUACGUCUGCUUCAGAUCAGCACUGUCACAAUCAGGAGCAACCUGCAGAAACUACAGCCUCCGCUCGCCAACUUGGACAGCAUGUUCCUCUAUAUCGAGGACGUGAUCGACGUGUCGAGUCGCCUCCUCAGCCUGUUGGAUCAGAGGCACAUGCAGCCCGGAGAUCCGCUCUUCCUGGAGGCACUUUGUAACGCCUUCCUCAGCCUGUCCUCUGACAUCGAGGCGGCCUACAAGGAGUACCUGACCAACUACAACCGCGUCACCGUGGUGGAGAACUCCUACAAACAGAAGGAGGCGCUGUGGGACGAGAUCGUCAAAGUCAUCAAGAUGUCGGCGCCCGAAGUGAACGCCACCUCCUUGAGUUUCUUCCUGGUGAUGCCGGUGCAGCGCAUCGCCCGCUACCCUCUUCUCCUACAGACCAUCCAGAAGCACACGGACACGCGUCACCCAGCAUACGAGCUCCUGGAGCGGACGGCUCACACCUCCGUCGCCCUCAACUGUCGCAUCAACGAGUACAAGCGCUUCCGGGAAGUCGCCGACAAGUACAAGAAGACGGAGACGCUGAGCAUCAUGGACAAGAUCAACCGCUUGAACUCCCACAGCAUCGCCAAGAAAACAGCCAGGAUCGGACAGUUCCUCAAACACGAGACUGGGAUGGUUCCUAAGCUGGUGGACGAGGAGUUUGAUGCUCUAGAAUGCUUCUUUUACGUCCUGGAGCACGGCAUCUUGCAGCUGCUGGACAACGUGGAGUUGUAUCUCAACCACCUUCAGAGGUUCCUGCGGUGCAAAACGGAGGAGUUUGACUUGGACAUGGACGGCGAAAAGGCCCCCAUUUGCUACAAAGAGAUCACGACCGCCCUCAGGCAGUGGAUCCUCCCCACAUUUGAGAAGAGGAUGAGGACGCUGAUCCACAAGCCUCUCUGCGCACUCCGUGACCUCCUGGUGGGCCCGAGGAACCUGAUCCGGAAGAGGCUGGACAAGCUGCUGGACUAUGAAGUGAUCGAGGCCAAAUCUUCUCUGAGCUACGAGGAACAGGCCAUUGCCAACACGUACAAGACCAUCAACACGUUGCUGCUUAACGAGCUGCCGAAGUUUAACGGCCUGGCGCUGCAGAUGAUUUGGCGCAUGCUGGGCGCGUUCAGCUGCCUGCACAAAGACCUCACCUGCGACAUGGAGCAACUCUUCCAAAGCUUCGCCCAACAGCUGCCCCACAGCUCUCUGGAGAAUGGUGUGUUCUGGGAGUGGGCGGAGUCAGCGGUGCUGGAGGGUUCAAGGAGACUGGAGACUUUGUGCCACGGUGUGGAGGAGACGCUCCUGGCUCCCGCCACGCAGCCUCUCGGCACGACCUCGCAGCUCCGGCUGAAGCAGCUGACGGACAAGCACGGCUCCGACAAGAUCUACCAGGUGAUGAGCGCCGUGGUGGGCAGCCGGGACCUGGACCUGAGCCUGGCCAAAGGAGAGCUGGUGGCCGUCAUCAGCCAGGCCGACAGCCGCGGGGACAGCCGCAGGUGGCUGGUGGACGCCGGAGGCCGGCGAGGCUACGUGCCGUCGUCAAGGCUGAUCCGCUAUCAUCAGCCGGCAGAAGAGCCGCCCCCGUCGCCUCAUCCGCCCUCGCCGCAAGGUGCCGUAUGCGCCAGGAGGCACUCGUACACACCGGAGCUACGACACACUGCGACGGUGCUCAGCCAGCCCUUCUUCCAGGUGUUUGCGGCCUACAACUUCACAGCGAGGGGAAACCACGAAGUCUCCGUGGUGGCGGGCGAGCCGGUCCGGGUCCUGGAGCCCCACGACAAGAGAGGGAGCCGCGAGUGGAGCCUGGUGGAGGUGAGAGGCAGGCGGAGGGGCUAUGUGCCCUCCAACUACCUCGCCCUGGUGCCGGCGGCGGCGGGCUCGCUCGUCGGCGCCGACCAGCCGGGCUGCUGACGACCACGGCUGCACUCCAGUAUGUCUCAAAAUGCAUCUUUGAAGUUUCACGGCGAGCAAUUUUGGCAAUAAUGUGCUUGUGAAACACCUCACUGGGGGAAUUUAAAAUAGCAUGGGAGCUGAAGUACCUGAUGUUCUGUUGCAGCUAGUUUUAAAUGGAACACAGCAGAGACUCCCCAUGCUACUAUGCUGCCUCCUGGUGGUGUGGAGUGUGAAGAGCAAGCGUCACAUUAUCUCUUGACUGGAACGCCAUGGUCAUGCACUGCAAGAACGAGUUAGCAAUGCUAACGCUAACAAUGCUACCUCGCAGUAUAUGACAAGUGGAGUCCUUUUUCGUCCUCCGUGUGCGAGUAAGGACGGGUAAGUAUGGAGGUAGAUUUGUGUCUUUAUCACGAAAGUAUUUUUUUAGACACUGAAUUUAUGUAGCUGAAUUUUUUGCGAUUUAAUUUUGUGAACAGAAUUUUUUUUUUUACAUUAAAAUAUGCUAUUUCUUUGAAAAAAAUGGUUAGCAAAAUGUGUUUAAAAAUUAAGUGUUUUAAAAUUUGUGUUUAAAAAUUCAGUGUAAAAAAAAUUCAGUGUGAAACAAUUUGCUGCCUGAAAAAGCAAGAUUUAAAAUUCAUUGUUUGAAAAUUCAGUGUAAAAAAUUUGUUGCCUGAAAAAGCAGGAUUUAAAAUUCAUUGUUUAAAAAUUCAGUGUAAAAACAAUUCAGUGUAAAAAAAAUUUGCUGCCUGAAAAAUCAAGAUUUCAAAUUCAUUGUUUUAAAAAUUCAGUGUA
Nerophis lumbriciformis (worm pipefish) is the source of this 3442-nucleotide messenger RNA. RefSeq names its product Rho guanine nucleotide exchange factor (GEF) 37 (gene arhgef37). Lineage: Eukaryota; Metazoa; Chordata; Actinopteri; Syngnathiformes; Syngnathidae. The record is from RefSeq and is a predicted model, not a curated record. Gene Ontology annotation, molecular function: protein binding; guanyl-nucleotide exchange factor activity. Gene Ontology annotation, cellular component: cytoplasm.